GGGCGCCCGCGGCGAGGAGGAGCAGCAGGCGGGCCGGGGAGGGGAGAGGAGGGCGCGCGCGCGCCGUCUGGGCGGCUAGGCUGGAGCACGUGCCCGGCGGGCCUCGACGGGCGGGAAGGAGGACCGAGGCGCCCCCGCCAUGCCCCGCGUCUUCCUGGUGAAACGGAGGAGCCCGCUGCCCGCCAGCCGCAGCUGGGACCAGCUGCCCGACGAGGAGCGCGCCGACACCUACGUCCCCGGAGAGAUAAAGUGUGUUCUCCUGAACUAUCGCAGCGAAGACAGCAGCAGCAGCCGGGACACGGAGACGGCCAACAUCUCUGCCCCUGAAUCCACAGCAGAGGAGACACUUCUGGACUUGGCGGUGACCCACCCCACAGUCAGAUCCAAAAUCAAGUUCACCACUGGCAUCUGUGGUAAUGCCUCUGUGCACAAUUGUGAAUUAUGCGGGAAGGAAUUUCGCUUGCAGCGCAUGCUUAACCGCCACGUAAAGUGCCACAGCCAAGUGAAAAGACACCUGUGCACUUUCUGUGGCAAAGGAUUCAAUGACACUUUUGAUCUGAAGAGGCACAUAAGGACCCAUACAGGAAUCCGCCCAUACAAAUGCGAGAUCUGCAACAAAGCUUUUACCCAGCGCUGCUCCCUGGAAUCGCACCUUAAAAAAAUCCACGGGGUGGAGCAACAAUAUGCCUACAAGCAACGGCGAGACAAAUUAUAUGUGUGUGAAGACUGUGGCUACACGGGCCCGACUCAAGAGGACUUGUACGUGCACAUUGGCAGCGUUCAUCCUGAAAGCACUUUCCUGAAGAAAACUUCAAAAAAACUUGCAGCCGUUUUGCAAAACAAACUGACUUCUCCAAUGGAGACGAGCCCAGAAGAGAACAGGGUAGAGCAGUAAUACUGCAGGGGAUUUUAUAGUUUUCAAAGAGACUGAAACGGACACGCUUCAGAGCUAGGGUCAGCGGGUCUCAGGGUCUGAAGAGAGAUUUCAGGGUUGCUGCCUCCAGGUGAGAGUCUCCAGAAGAAAGAUCAAAACCUCAAGAGGUGGGGCAGUCCGUUGUCUGCUGGGCCUAAGUGCUUCGGAUUUACUCUGCUGCCCAUCUGUCACCGUCUCCUAGAUGCCUUCUUCUCCAAGGCAUGAGGUACAGCAGGGGCUGCCCUGGACUGCCCCAUGUUGCCUUCUGCCCUCCUUGCCCCCUCUGCCAAGCCUCACCCCUCAACUCCCAGGUUCUCCCUCCUGAGUCUCAGGUAACCAGGCAAGCCUGUUAAGAACAAACUCUCAAAGGAAGCUAGUGCUUCCACCCACAGUUACUUGACGACUGCCUGCAGGAUUUCUGAAGAAUUAAACUUACCCAUUUUGUGUAUAUAUAUAUAUUUAAAGAAUAAAGAACAGACAGUAUGAAUCAUAAUGUAAUGGUCCUGUCUACACAACCGGAAUAUUGUAUGAUUCCUUCACUCCCUCAAGCACAUUUGUUAAAGCCGUACCAAUGGCUCUAAGUAUUUAACAGAGAAUUUUAUGCAAUCAGGAUGUUGGUAAUGGGCCUUGAAUGAACACUAAUUAAAAUGAAACUUGUUUGUAAA
Molecule: messenger RNA, 1578 nt
Organism: Heteronotia binoei (common prickly gecko)
Lineage: Eukaryota; Metazoa; Chordata; Lepidosauria; Squamata; Gekkonidae
Gene: OVOL2
Product: ovo like zinc finger 2
Exons: 4
Coding region: 140-895 (251 amino acids)
Biological process (GO): epidermal cell differentiation; regulation of transcription by RNA polymerase II
Cellular component (GO): nucleus
Molecular function (GO): RNA polymerase II cis-regulatory region sequence-specific DNA binding; DNA-binding transcription factor activity, RNA polymerase II-specific
Source: RefSeq, a predicted model, not a curated record